CUCUUGACAGCCACCUUCUCCAUCUCGACGUACAAUGUCCUCAUGCCCAACAGCGAGGACGGCUGGUGGGUCUACAAGUACUACCAGAGCCAUGUGCCGAGGGAGCUAAGGGAGUGGGAAGCGAGACAGGGGAGGAUGAAGGACCUGCUCCUGCACCAUGGUGGCUCCGACAUUGUGUGCAUCCAGGAGGCGUGCGGCAGCAGCUUCGACAAGGACUUUGCGUUCAUGACGGAGGCUGGCUAU
This is a messenger RNA of Guillardia theta CCMP2712, 243 nucleotides long. RefSeq lists its product as hypothetical. The annotation marks the transcript as partial. The record is from RefSeq and is a predicted model, not a curated record. NCBI's taxonomy places the organism in Eukaryota, Cryptophyceae, Pyrenomonadales, Geminigeraceae. The transcript has a single exon.